Spizellomyces punctatus DAOM BR117 is the source of this 2795-nucleotide messenger RNA. RefSeq lists its product as uncharacterized. The transcript has 6 exons. Bases 32 to 2560 code for a protein of 842 amino acids. The record is from RefSeq and is a predicted model, not a curated record. NCBI's taxonomy places the organism in Eukaryota, Fungi, Chytridiomycota, Chytridiomycetes, Spizellomycetales, Spizellomycetaceae.
ACUUAAAGCAGAUCAGAACAGUAUCAAAAUCAUGUCCACGGUAGAGUUUGGGACCAGAUCCCGUCCACUCUCUCCUUACAGAUAUGUCAACAGAAGUGGUCAAGGGAGUCCUCAAAAUGCGAAUCGGAGCCGGCCAUCAAGUGCCAGAUAUAUUGAGGAUGAUAAUGGCAACCGGGAACGACGGGCAAUGGAGAAGGUUCUCACAGAAGUCGAGAACUCCAGGACCUACCUUUUACGAGGAUUGAUUCUUGCUGAUAAAAGUAAUCAGACGGAAGACAAAGAUCUUCUUCCAUUUGAUGAGAUGGAUCGGAUGGUGCAGACUUUUCACCGGGAACUGGAUGUGAUACGGUGUAUGCUGCAAGUCAAUCAAGACUCAAAGAUCCAGAUGCUGGUCGAUCAGGUAUACGAUACAAUCAAAGAUCGUUUACAGACAUUAGAACAAAAUCACCGUGCUGAGGUGGAUAGAGCGAGACAGGACUGUAAAGCUCAGCUCAAAGGGGCUGUAAGAGAAUUGCUGCAAACACAUAAGAAUUACAAUGCAUACGCUCUGCAUCAAGCCGAUGAGCAGCUGGGAGACGAUAUCCGGCGCGGAGAGGCAAGGGUCGAAAAGGUUGCUAGUAAACUCCGACAGAUGGAGGAUGAAGAGGAGCGCCUGCGAUAUUCCAUCGCGAGAGCUUAUUUGCUGCUCAAAAGGAAGGGCCUUCUCAGCGAAGCGGAAAUCGCGGUGGCAGAUGAGGCACGUAUGAGAACGGUGGAUGUGGUUGACCAAUAUCAAUCCAUGCUCUCAAAGCGGGAUGACGAGAUCUUCUGGUUGCGAGGACAAAUAUCAGAGCUUGAAGAAUUUUUAGACGAAGACGUAUCUCCGGAUUCCAGGCCAAGGACGCAGACUACACAGCAUCAUCGAACCUCCGUCAGUGGGAGCACUGGGACGCUACGACUGGGCAGUUCGAGAACCGCAAUGAUGCGGAGCAUGUCAACAGCAUUGGAUACGCUCAUUGAAGAUACAUCGCAGCCUUCCGAAGACGGGGGCGAUCAAGUGGAAUCUGAUGCAGAAGAUGAGGACGAACUUGCAGUCGUGGAUGAAUUGGAACGUACAUACGAAGAGAAAAUCCGUGUGUUGGAAGAGGAACACAUGAAGGAAGUUGCUGCAGCCACAGCGGAGCACGAUCGUAUCCUACACGGAUGGGAGGUUCGACUAUCCAGCCUUCUACAGCUGCAAGACCAGGAGCACGUUAAAAGAGUGACAAAACGACAAGAAGAACUGCUACAACUUGCAAUGCAAGUAUACAAACCCCGGCCACCUGCCGAUAAAGAAGUGACUGCAUAUACCGCAGGACUGACCUUGCAAAUGUUACUAGACGAAGAGGCACGUUGUAAAGAGAUAGAGGAAGAGGAAAACAGGAGAAGGCAAGAGGAAAGAGAGGAAGAGGAAAGAGCUGAACAGGAAGAAUUACUACAAGGUCAUGGGUCCAUGGAGUUUGCGAUAUAUAUGCGCGGUCGAGCUGUCUCCAACAGAUUUAGCAGUGAGGAGCUUGACCUUGCCUUGGGUAGUGAACUGCCGCCGUACUCCAUGGGAGCCUUCCGAGGUCAUCCCGCACCCCUUCGCCGGGGAACAAGUAACCGCUCAAUAGAAAACGCGGAGCAUCGACACUCCACCAAUAGUUUUGCGAAAUCAAGAAGCCUAAACCUAUCUAAUGACGGAAUAUCGUCAGGAACCGCUAGUAGGGUUUCGGUGUCACAUGCUGACAGCAAGCAGGCAACGGUCAAAGGACACGGCCGUCGAACUAUAUCUGAGAGCAGACGAUCCUCAGCCUGUCAGCGAGCGCCUUCAGCAGGAAAGCUUGCUCUCGGAUCGACUGUAACUCGCAGGAGCAUUUCACGGGCGGAAGUGCCGAAAAGUCAAACAGAUCCAAAGGCACGGGUAUCAAUAUGGCAACAGAGUAGGCUCCUCACGACAGCCGACACUGAAAUACAAGGGAUGAACGUAAGGGGCCAAUCCCCGUCCUCUCCACAUGAUGCAGAUCAUGAGGUAUCUUGUGGAACACCGAUGAUGUUAUUCCCGGAAGCGACCAAUGUAGCCCAGGAAACGAGACCAUUGCAACCGAGUAUUGUGAGCAAUUCUAUGGUUACUACUGCGAAUGACAUUGAGAUGGAGCUGAAUCAUAAUCAAGGGAUAAUGGAUAAGCCUGUGAUCGGGCGGUCAUUGAUGUCCGGAGGCACAUCGACGCAAGUCGCAGGCCCGGUGACACCUUCCAUUUCCUUCAUUCCGUCCAGUCCGUCUCGCGAUCGUCCCACAAGCAACAGCAAAUCAUCCAAGCCAUCAUCUGCAUCACCAUCGCCGAGCCGAUCUGGCACAGAAGAAGAGCUGAUUGACGCGAUCAGCGUACGACCAUGGAGUGCAACAUCUGAGGGAGAUGUUCUUUCCAGACUGAACAGGGCGAGAGUCAGUCACCCUGGUAGUGCGCCAUACUUAUCCAAGCCUAUACGCAGGCUUGCGUCGGGUGGUAGUGUUGCAGCAAGGUCCCCACCCAUCCGAACGCCGCCUAGGAAAUCCCAAUGAGGUAUACGGAGUAGAUAGAUAGAUGAUGUAGACUGCUCAUAGUAUCGUCAGUAUCAGUAAUAGCUUCAAGGGGCAGCUUGUGGGGAAUAGAUGUUUCUUUGCGUGUAUUGGCAGAUGCGAUAGUGCACGCCGAUACCCAGAUUGCUCCCAUCUGAAACGGAUACAGUGUCCUCGAACGCAAGUGCAGGGGCAAGCGAAAUAAUUGUAUUGGAGAAAUGCAAAUACAAGACAUGUA